Molecule: messenger RNA, 2972 nt
Organism: Sorex araneus (European shrew)
Lineage: Eukaryota; Metazoa; Chordata; Mammalia; Eulipotyphla; Soricidae
Gene: HASPIN
Product: histone H3 associated protein kinase
Exons: 1
Coding region: 113-2419 (768 amino acids)
Biological process (GO): intracellular signal transduction; mitotic cell cycle; protein phosphorylation
Cellular component (GO): nucleus; cytoplasm
Molecular function (GO): ATP binding; histone H3T3 kinase activity
Source: RefSeq, a predicted model, not a curated record
GCCUGCGCAGGCGCGCGGCCGGGCGCUAGGACCCGGCGGGCCGGCGCCGCGCUCGCGGACGCCGCGCGGCUCUCGCGGUGUUUGUGUUUGAACGGCUUGGCGGGUGGCGGCCAUGGCGGCGUCGCUCCCGCGACCUGCGUGCCGCCUCUUUCGAACGUAUGGAGGGGCGGGUGGCCGGGAGCCGCGGCGGCUGCCGGGCCGGACGGCGGCGCAGUGGUUCCGGCCGAACGGCCGCGGCUUUCUCUUCAGCAGCAGCAGCGGCAACGACACCAGCGGCAGCGGCUCCUCGCCGUCCGGCGGUGCGGACGAUCUCGACGCGGACCCCGACUUCCUCGGCAGCCCGGUGAGAGCACGGCGGCGCAGGCGAGCUGGCGGCCGCGGCGCCAAGGACACGCCGAGCCCCGCUGCCACCCCCCAGCGCGCGAGGCUGCGAGCCCGGCCGCCGCAGAAUUGCAGCACCCCCUGCGGCCCGCACCGACUGCCGCCCUUCCCCGGCCCGGACCUCGGCGACUGCGGACAGCCCCCGGACGGCAGCGAGCUGGGCACCAGUACCUCCCUGUUCAGCUUGCCGGCCUCUCCGGGCCCGCGCCGUGGAUCGCCAGCGCUAGGAGAGAGUGUCAGGAUGGUCACGACCCCUUCCACCACGCUGGACGCAGCCUCCGACGUUCCCAGAGUCCCAGCGGCCACUGUGGACCUGUCGUCACCUCUCCCCUGCCCCCUGGAAUCCAGGUUGGACCACCAAACCAGUGGCAGCCUCAGGUCAGCUCUCUUUGAUUCCAGGGACUCGGAAGAAGACACUGCGGAUUCUGAGUUGCGCCCCCAGCGGAAGACUGGGAGGGGCUCCGGUUGGAGAAGACAGCCGUCACGCAAGAGGUUGAAAAGCCCCCGUUUAUCAAGCCACUGUAAGAAAAGGGCCAAGGGCCCCGCACCCUGUCCAAAGGAGGACUCUCAGGGGGCUGCCCUAAGAGACUGUGAGGAGCUCAGGGGUCGCAGGAACUGCACUGUACCUGUGGAAAGCAACAGGCCUCGAAGAAAUGGGUCCUGCCGGAAAAGGAAACAGGAGACCAUGGCAACCUCACCGCCUCUGCACUGCCAGCAGCUUGAACAAGGUAUGGAAAAGGAGGCCCGCUCCACCCAGGACCUCACUCCUUUGCAGAAUGCUUGCUCAUGGGUCAAAACUCGGGCGUCCUUCAGUUUCCACAAGAAGAAGAUUGUGACUGCCACCUCUGAAGUGUGCAGCAGCAGUACUGCUGCCAAUUGUUCUUCUAACACCCUCCUGUCAGAAUUCUCCAACCCUCCUGUCUCAAGUGGAAGAAGUAGUGCUCUGGCCUCUUGGCGCUCCUCUUCCAUGUAUUUGCUAUCCCCCAUCAAGAUGCUGUGUGUUGCAGACAAAAAGGCAUCCGAUGCUGAAAAGGUCUAUAGGGAAUGCAACCAGGAAGGCCCAGUCCCCUUUUGCUAUUACACAGAAAAAUUGGAAUGCUGUCAGAAGAUUGGGGAAGGGGUGUUUGGUGAGGUGUUUGAAGUAACUGUUAACCACACGCUGGUAGCCCUGAAAAUCAUAGCUAUUGAAGGACCAUGUCUAGUGAAUGGGGCCCAUCAGAAAACUUUUGAGGAAAUUCUGCCAGAGAUCAUCAUCUCUAAGGAGUUGAGCCUGUUGUCUGAUGAGCUAGUCAACCGCACGGAAGGCUUUAUUGGGCUGAACUCAGUGCACUGCGUUCAAGGGUCCUACCCACCCUUGCUCCUUAGAGCCUGGGAUAAGUACAACUCAACCAAAGGGUCUGCAAAUGAUCGACCUGACUUUUUUGAGGUAGAUCAGCUCUUCAUUGUGCUGGAAUUUGAGUUUGGGGGAACAGACUUAGAGCAAAUGAAGUCAAAGUUAUCCUCCCUGGCCACUGCCAAGAGCAUUCUCCACCAGAUCACUGCAUCCCUCGCGGUGGCAGAGGCCUCACUGCACUUUGAACACCGAGACUUACACUGGGGGAAUGUGCUUUUGAAGAAAACCCCGCUGAAAGAACUCCACUACACCCUGAAUGGGGAGACGAGAUCAAUCCCCACUCAGGGGCUGCAGGUCAACAUCAUUGACUAUACCCUGUCACGCUUAGAGAGAGAUGGCAUUGUGAUUUUCUGUGACAUUUCCAAGGAUGAGGACCUAUUUACAGGGCAAGGUGACUACCAGUUUGAGAUCUAUAGACUAAUGAGGAAGGAGAACAACAACCGCUGGGGUGAGUAUCACCCGUAUAAUAAUGUACUCUGGCUGCAUUACCUCACAGACAAGAUUCUGAAAGAAAUGACCUACAAAACCAAGAGUAGUAGCUCUACUAUGAAGCAAAUGAAGAGGAAGAUCCAGCAUUUUCAUAGGACGAUGUUGAACUUCAGCUCUGCCACUGACCUGCUCUGCCAACACUGCCUGUUUCAAUAAGGAAGGGACCUACUGCCACAAACUGAAGAGCACACACCAUCCCAAAGCCCAGGUGCCCGCUUUCACUCUCCCCACAGCAGGAUGGAAUUCCCGUUCUUUUUGAACAAGAAUUUUGCUUCCCAGUGGAAACUGAGGUGUUUGGUAAGAUGUUUGAACCAACUGUUGACACAUUCUUAACAAGUCAACUAGUUACACAUUGGAAAAAAAAAUGGGUACAACAAAUGUGUACAACUUCUAAGCCUUCUUCCUGUUUGCCGAAUCCAGUCCACCAGUCUCUUUACACAUUUUCAGUUUUGAGCCUUGGCAUUUAUGUGAUGUUAACAAAAUUCACAAAAAUAAAGCCCAAGGCUUCAACUGUCAGAGUAGUUAGAGCCUGAAGCUGUAGGUAAUGAGAUCAAGGAGUCAAUAAAGAGCAAAGCAGAAGCCAAGGUAGAUUGUAGGGAAGAGAGGGAAGGAUGAUGGUAGACAGUUUACAGGGAGAAGUUGGAGAAAUGCCUUGUGUUUAUCAAGCUUAUUUGCCAAUCACAGAGAGAAGCAGAAUAUUCAAUUUCAA